AUGGCCUUCGUAGAGCGCCAGGCGUCAAGCUCACAGCCCAAGCCCAAGCGCAGGGGAAAGUCAGCGCCAAAGGUCAAGACCAAUGUUGCCAAGCGGGAAAAGUUCAACGAUGAAAUCAAGGAACUGCAGCGGAGGAUUGACGAACUUGACUCGCGAGAUAUCACCACCUUCGACCAGCUCCCUUUAUCCUCGCGUACGCUCAAAGGAUUAAAGUCGAGUCACUUUACCGCUCCCACUCCCAUCCAGUCCGAAGGUAUUCCCCCAUCGCUGCGCGGUCGCGAUGUCCUCGGAAGCGCCAAAACCGGCUCCGGCAAGACGCUCGCCUUCCUCAUCCCGCUGCUAGAGAGGCUGUACCUGCUCAAAUGGGGACCGAUGGACGGACUCGGUGCGGUGGUCAUAUCUCCCACGAGGGAGUUGGCGGUGCAGACUUUUACCGCCUUGAGGGAUAUCGGAAAGUAUCACAACUUUUCUGCUGGGCUGGUCAUCGGUGGCAAGCCGCUCAAGGAGGAGAAGGAUAGGCUCGGGAGGAUGAACAUCUUGGUGGCGACACCGGGGAGGCUUCUGCAGCACCUGGACAGUACGGUCGGGUUUGAAUCAGCGGGACUCAAGAUACUAGUCCUGGACGAAGCGGACCGACUGCUCGACCUCGGUUUCCUCCCUGCUCUCCGGGCCAUCGUCACCCACUUUGGCUCCCACGAGCGUCAGACGCUCCUCUUUUCCGCUACCCAAUCCGCGGACCUCGCCUCUCUGGCCAAGCUCUCCCUCCGCGAUCCGCUAUACAUCAACUGCAACAAGGCUGGCGAGGAGGGUGUCACGCCUGCCUCACUCGAGCAGUUCUACUCGGUCAUUCCCCUUCCGCGCAAGCUUGACGCCCUAUGGGGUUUCGUCAAGUCUCAUCUCAAGAUGAAGGGCGUCGUCUUUGUCACCUCCGGCAAGCAGGUCCGGUUCAUAUUCGAAACAUUCCGCAAACUCCACCCCGGUCUCCCGGUCAUGCACCUGCACGGCAAGCAAAAGCAGGUUCAGCGCUUGACCAUCUUCCAGCGUUUCUCGACGGCACCGACGGCAUUGCUGGUGACGACCGACGUGUCAGCGCGGGGCUUGGACUUUCCCUCGGUGGACUGGGUAGUCCAGCUCGACUGCCCCGAGGACGUCGAUACGUAUAUCCACCGGGUGGGGAGGACGGCGCGGUACAAGGCGGAAGGCAAGGGGUUGAUAUUCCUCUGCCCCAGCGAGGAGGAGGGAAUGAAGAAGAGGUGGGAGGAGAAGGGAGUGGUGGUUAAGGGGAUCAAGAUUAAGGAGGCAAAGAUGGGGAACUUGAAGCAGAGUCUGCAGAACUUUUCGUUCAGGGAGCCAGAGAUCAAGUAUCUGGGGCAAAGGGCCUUCAUUUCUUACAUGCGCUCUCUGCAUAUCCAAAAAGACAAGACCAUCUUCGACUUUUCGCAGUACCCCGCCGAGGAGUUCGCCGCCAGCCUGGGUCUGCCUGGUGCGCCACAGAUCACGCUAAAUGAGGGCAAGGGUAAGGGCCGAGUCAGGGGCGGAAAGGAGAAGCCGGCAGAGGUCAAGGCGGAUCUGGAAGUGGUGGCGAGCAGCGAUGAAGAGGAGGACGAGGAGGAUGUCGAAAAUGAGGCGGAAGACGCUGAGGACCACGAGGAGGCUGCCGCAGAAGAUGAGGAGGACGUCGAAGAGUCAGAGGACGAGUCUGCCGAGUCCGAGGCAUCUGAAGAGGAUCGCCCGAUCAAAGCGCAACCCGUUCGGACCAAGUACGACCGCAUGUUUGAACGCACCAAUCAGUCCAUCCUCACUCCCCACUACUCUGCUCUCAUCACCCACGACGAUAACGAGGAUGACGACAUCUUCACCCUCGCUCGCAAGAAUCACACCCUCGAGGAGCAUACCGCACCCGCCUCGGACGACCUGUCCAAGCGCAAGCUCAAAGCGGCCGCCAGCAAGAAAGGGCAGGUCAAGAACCGACCUGGACCUGAAAAGGUGCUAUUCGACGAGGAGGGCGAGCAGACCGACUUUUACAAGUCGGGUGUGGAUGUCGAGGCGGGCGCGGCGGCGGAGAGGGAGGAGUUCUUGCUGAGUGAAAAGGAGAGGAUGAAGCUCGCGGAUAAGGUGGAUAGAGAGGUGGCGAGGGAGAAGAAGAGGGAGAAGAAGCGGAAGCGCAAGGAGAGGGAGCGAGAGGUCCGGGAGGGUCUGGAGGGGUCCGAUGAGGAGGGCAUUGCGGUCAUUGGGGGAGGUAGUGGGGACGAGUCGGAAGAGGAUGUGCCGAGGGUGGAUAAGCGGAGACGGGAGGCGAGUGUGGACGAUGAGGAGGAGUUGGCGUUGCGCCUGCUCGGUCAUUGUGAGUCUUGA
Molecule: messenger RNA, 2355 nt
Organism: Dioszegia hungarica
Lineage: Eukaryota; Fungi; Basidiomycota; Tremellomycetes; Tremellales; Bulleribasidiaceae
Product: P-loop containing nucleoside triphosphate hydrolase protein
Exons: 5
Coding region: 1-2355 (784 amino acids)
Biological process (GO): rRNA processing
Cellular component (GO): nucleus
Molecular function (GO): ATP binding; RNA helicase activity; nucleic acid binding
Source: RefSeq, a predicted model, not a curated record